CAGCCAGUCACGCAGUUCAGUCAGUGAGUCAAUGUGACUUAGCAGCUGCUCUCUUGUGUUUUGGAGAAAGCUUGGUGUAUAAUUUAUUUUUUCUAAAUCAUCUCAGCGCACGUUAUCUUCUCCAGGUGUAGUGAGGCUGUUAAUUACCACCUGGUCGUAGUGAUAAUACUUAAUAAUAAUCCAUUCGCCUUCCUCCAUUCCUCGCUCUCGACGGACCAUUCCCAUUUCCGAAUAGUCCUCCUCCAUUUCCUCCCCCUUUCCCUAUCCCUUCCUCAUCUGCAUUACCCAAGCAAGAUGAUUGAGAUCAAGGGCCGCGUCGUCGUCUACAGCAUCCAGGGCUGCCCUCAUUGCAAAGCGGCCAAAAAGACUUUGAAGGACCAAGGGGUUAACUUUUUCGAUGUCUCGGUCGACAGGUUCCCGGCCGUCAGGACCUGGCUGCAGGAAAAAACAGGGAAGACAAGCGUGCCGCAGAUAUUCUUUAACGAGACUUAUGUGGGAGGAAAUGCCGAGCUGCAGGACAUCCUAAGAGACGAGAAGGAGUGGCAGAAGCUACUGACAGACAUCCAGGAGAAUAAAGCCAAGGAGGACGAGCUCAUUAUCCCUCACCCUUCAGAGGCCGUUGAGAUAGAAGAGGAUGUAGCUGCAACAUUUACCUGUGAAGAUGAUCCUGCGGCUGCCAUCUUUGAGGACCUAAAGACCUCUGGGGUUCCGCACGACCAACGCGUGUCAUUCUUUUCCACGGCCAAGGAUGCAUUCUCGGGACAAGAUUUUGUAAAAUGGAUUAUGGAAAACAAGAACAUGACUGAAGAGGAAGCUGUAAAAACAGGAUCAGAAUUGCUUGAGAAGAAAUACAUCAAAGGGGUCCAAGACAACACCACAUCUUUCUCAAAUGAUGCUAAAGUCAUAUACAGGUUGACAGAUGUCCGAGAGUCCACAGCACUUAAUGGUGGACCGACACAAAACUGCUUGAUUGAGAAUGCCAAUGAUUUCUCAGAAACACUUAGGAAGUUGAUUAUUCGUCUCUACAAUGACCACAUAUCAACAAGUGGCAAGUCUGUUAACUACAAAGCCAUGAAAGGCACCAGUGACUAUAAAGAAUACACCAAGUUGUCUCGAGAACUGCAACGCGUCCCUGUGGAGAAGCUGGACCAGGACGGCAGGAAGGCCUUCUUCAUCAACAUCUAUAAUGCUUUGGUCAUCCACUCCACCGUUGAAAAUGGACCUCCGACCAACUGGCUCUCCAGGCUGAAGUUCUUCGAUAAAACAUCCUACAUCAUUGGCGGACACAGUUAUAGUCUCAAUGAAAUUGAAAACGGAGUCCUAAGAGCAAAUAAACGAGGCCUGGUCCAGCUGUUCGCACCUUUUGGCAAGAAUGACCCUCGUCGCAAUAUCAGUCUCAUUCAGGUGGAUCCUAGAAUUCACUUUGCCCUUAACUGUGGUGCAAAGAGUUGCCCUCCCAUAAAAAUAUUUAGUGGAAAGAACAUCAACGAUGAACUACGUAUCGCUACCGAAGCCUACUUGGAGACUGAUGAAGCCUUAAAAGUGGAGGAGGACCGAGGUGUCGUCCACCUGUCGUCACUCUUGCGCUGGUACUCCUCUGACUUUGGGGACACCACUGAAGACAUCUUAAACUGGGUCCACCGCAAUGUGGCUUUCCCGGAAAAGAAGGAAGCUCUCCAGAGGGUAAUUGAGUCGAAGAAGUGGAAAGUGCAGUACAUCCCUUAUGAAUGGGGAACAAAUGAAAAUGAUGUCUAAAGAGGGUCUCUGCUUGAUGGUGCUCUUUGCUGUGUUUUGGGUUUGGUGUCUGAUAUUUUUCUUGUUUUGUUGUUGUUGUUGUUUCUGUGUUUGUUUGUCUUAGUUUUAGUUUUACCCAUAAGGUCACCUCUGGUAUAUACUCACAUUUUGUGUUGGGGAUAUGGUACCUUGUCUUUCUUGUUUUUUACAUGUGUAAGAAGAAAAGUUUUCACAUACAGAUACUUUUUAUUCUUGAAAUUGUUGUAUUUGAUUCAAUAGUUAAUCACAGUAGCAAGUCCUAUUGACAUUUAAUUCCCAAAUCUUCAGUAGUUUGGGUAAAUACCAGUGCUAUUCAUCAAAUUCCUUUUCAUGGGGUUGGUAUUGCCUCACUUUGCUCAUUCCAUAAGCUAUGGCAAUUGUCAGAAUAUUAUCAAGGCAAAAUGUAGUUAGGCCUUCACUUUGAACAAAUAGAUGAAAACACUAUUAUGUGAAGAUGCAAGAAGAAAAAAAUAUUAGUAAUAAUGAAUCGAGAAUGUCUUCAGCUUGCUUUUUAACAUACUUGUUAUAUGUGAAAUUAUAUAAAAAGGGAAAUAAUUGCACAACUAACGUUAACAAUAGGCACUUUUUCUCCUGAGGCAGAUACAUUCAUAAAAGCCAAGUAAGUGUGCAUAAAUUUACUUGCAUUAUUAACAGUGGUGUAACCAUGGGAGGGAGUGGCACAAAGUUUAUGAUUUUUAACGCAUAUUUAAAUUAGAACAGUUUGCCAGUAUCUUCUAAAAAUCAUUACUUAAGCACAAAGGUCAACAUUAUGGUCAUUUGAGGUAAAGUAGAAGCGUCAAUGCUCGUGUAGAGUGAUGCUGGAUACAAUACUCUGACUUGAUACAUGUAAGAUACCUCUGCAUGGCAACAUUAUUUAUUGCUAUUUUCCAUAAUCUCAUUCACUAUCUAGGAGUUAAGCAGUUUUUGUGCUAUGAUACUUUUUUUUCUUGUUUCCUCCUGAUGCAUGAGAAGUAUUAGUAUGGAAAUCAUCAGUGGAGUGAAACAUUAAAAAGAAAAUACAUGUACUCUUUACAUGUAUUGGGGUGCUAAGACUGUGAUCUUUUAUAGUAUUAAUGUUGUAUACGCAUCAAAGCUUCCAUCAGAUUUCUUUCUUUCUUUCUUAAUUCAUCAGUGACAGUAUUAGAAAUCUCUCGGCAUCUUAGACUCCAGUGAUUUCUGGAAACCGUCCUGCAGUGGGAGGGGAAGUCCACACUUGUAGCGGAACUUCCCACUCGACACACUCUAGCUCAUCGCCACACAUAUAGCCAUACCCGGUAGAUCAAGUGGUUUGUUAUGACAGCUAUACACAUGACCCGGCAGUAACGGGUUAAGGGCACAGAAGUGGCUUAGUUUUUUAAAUUUACUAAAAAGAAAGUAUUGUGGUUUAACUUUGAUCUCAUUGCUUCAUUCUCAUACAUGAAAAUCUGAGUAUUGGGCUUACUUUUGUGGUGUGCAGUUUGUAGGCCUGGCCCACACUCACAUUCAUGCCUGUUAUUAAGAUUGUUUACCUCCGCUUUGCAUGUUUUUCUGCAGAUAUGUUCUUCCUGUUUUCUCAUUUUCCGAGGUCUAUAUUUGUUAUGCUGUAUAAAGCUGGUGGUAAUAGAAAAAAUUUAUUGAACAAUAUCCAUAUUAUCCGUCCAAGUAUUUUACACUGAUUGCAAUAACAGUAACAUGUAACCUUGUUAUUUGCAUUAUUUAAAAAUAUUUUUGUAAUGUCUAAUAUUCAGUGAUAGAACCUGCACUGCCAUUAAUGGCAGGCAAGAAUUGCGAGUGAAUGUUAUACCAUCCGUGGAAACGGCCAUGGCUCACAGAUGGUGCACUCCACCCACGUGGAGCGUACCCUCAUGAAUUGAUGAAAUGUAGCAAUCCCAUCCUGAAAGCCAGCGAGGUCAGUCUCCCUCCAAAUGCUUUGCACAUUCAUGAUGAAAGAUCCCCUAUCCAAAUUUUUGCAUAGAAACAUAUUACUGUCACCUGCCCCUAGACUAAACCUUUUCAUGAUGGGACCCCCCCCCCCCCCCCUCACCAGGAUCUAACAGGCUAAUGGGUUAAAUCAGGUACAUUCUAAUAACUUAUCAAUACUUUUAUUGCAUGUGAGUGUAAAAACUGUAUAUUAUUGCAGUGACUCACAGCUCUCAUCCUCUCCACAGAUCUUACGAGAAUUUCCACAGUUUUUAUAUACUUGCAUGUUUUUUUAAUAGAAAUAAGUUUAGGAGAUUUCUUUUUUUCCCUCGUGUGUUAACUGAGCUGCUUGUCUCCCCGUAAUGGUGAGAGCUUUUGUCUCUGCUUGUAUUAUUUGCUUAUUCGUUGUAAAUAUUUAUUAUGUAAUUAAAAUAUGUUUGUCUUUGUGGAUGAAUGAUUUUAAGAAUUACGACAAUAAUCAGCUUCUGUCACGCAAUCAGUGCAAUUAUAAUGUUACAUAAAUAUUUUCUGAGAGUUAGGAACCACAUAGUGCACCAUAUUUAUUUUCCAGUAGUUGAGCAAGUAACUUAGGAAUAACGACGUUUUGCUGCAAUUGCUCUUCUGGACACAGAUUAUCAUGCACAUGUAUAAACGAUGUUAGAAAGCUGCUUAGAAAUUCCAUGAAAGUCUUAGCAGCAUAAUAAUAACAUGUGAAUCUAUUUGGUUUACAAAAUGCAUAGUAAUGCACAAAGCCACCAUAGAGAGCUGGUAAUGAAGUUCCUGUAUGAUUUUUCAUUGCAGCACACCAUUUGAUUCUUUACUUUAUAAAAGAAUGACAUGUUCUGUACUUUGAAUUUUUUCAUAAUUUAUAAUUUUCAUUCAUCCAACUGUAAUGCAUGUGUAUAAAUUCCUUGCACAUUCUGCUUAUUAGUCUAGAAACUGGAGAUAUGCCACUAUGAACACAAAUACAAAGACAGGUAUGUGCACACAAAGACAAUAGGAAACACAACUGCACUAAAAAUUGAAAAAGAGCACUUUUCAAACUCCCCAGAAGUUCCUCAUCAGAGGAAUCAGUUAAGUUUAUAUAUUUUGACCAUCUGAUGAACAUUACGUUCAUUUUUAAUUUUUAUUGUGGCUGUUUCCAUUCAUAUGCUAAUAUCAAGGCAUUGGGCAAUUGUUAUAUUAAAAUGAAUGCCUAUCUUUUAACUGAUACUGAAAUCAAUAUUCUUUUUCUAUCCAGUGGCCAAUGCUUUGCUUUCCAAGUAUACAUUUGUUUAUGUUUUGUAACUAAAAAGUAUAAAGCUCUUUUAUGUAAUAUAGAAAUUGGGGAAGUUAAAAAUACAAAAUUUGUGGAUGAAAUUAAAGGGCUCAUCUGAGUCACUGAUUGCUGAGUAGAGUAUCAAUGAUGUUAGCUAUCUUUGGGAAUAACAUAUCAAUAAUGUGCCUAUUUCCAGGAGAGCUUGACUUUGCUCUAAAAUAGAAAAGUUUCAGAAUGUCAGUCAUAGCUUCACCUUACUGAUGUUGAAACUAGUUCAAAUUAAAAAAAAAAAAAAAAUCACUAAAACCAUCCAGGUCUGCCCAUACUAAUGCCAUUACUAUCAAUUAAAUUUUCAUAAAAAACCCAAGGAAAUUUAAAACUAUUCCCUAUCUUAAAAUAAUAAUAAAAUUUAUGCUAGACAUGAAGCAAGAUGACCAGGUGAAGAAACUUUGUGUUUAUCUUUUUAUAGUUAUCUUUUUUUUAUAGUUAUAGUUAAUCUUUUAUUCCUUAUUGGAAGUCUUUGGUAAGUGUUAAAUGCCUUUUAGACUUUUCAUAAAUUGUAAUUAUGUACCAUUUUAUGCCAUUUAGAGGAAAAAAAGAAAAAUGUCAAUCCAGUAUGUCCAAGGAGAUUAUAAAAGAAAUUGAUGUAUAUAUUAUAUUUUUGUAUCUUCUGGAGAAGUGGUUUUCAGUAGGAUUUUGAUUUUUGUGUGUGCAUUUUUACUUUAAUAAAAUGUUAAAAGCAUUUGCUAUGAAAAAUUGUCAUCCUUUACUAAUAAACAUACCGUGAUAUGACAGUUUCUUUAAAACAAAUCAACAAUCAAGCACUAUGCAGAAUUCUUGCAUUUUCAUUUUCUUUCUUGAUUCAGUUAUCAGCCAUAUUCUCACAAAUUCAAGUGCUCUUAGCUAUAUGCUUAUUCCUUAAUUCACAAGUAUAUGCAUAAGUGUAGAAAUGCACACAAAAUAUGUAUGAAAGUAAUUUCAAAGAAUUGUUACAAUAUAUAGUUCCAAGUCAUUUUUCAAAUACUGCAUCAUAUCAGCACAUACUACAGUUUAUAUACAGAAUAUUAAAAUAUCUGUCAGUAACAAUUAGAAGUUCUAUCUCUAUAGUCUAAGGUCAUUGUAAACAUUGUUUUUGAAAGUACGGUCCACAUAAACUGGGUCUUACUUUUGAGUGAACUGCCAUGGAAUUGUUUUCCCUCCCAUAAUGGUUGUAGUUUUUUUUUUCGAGAUCUAAUCCCAAAAGCAAUUUUUAAUUUUGUGUGAAAUUUCCUUUUAUUUUGUAAUAAAGUAUUUGGAAAGUCAGUUAAACAUACCAUGAAAAAUCCAUGACAGUUUUUAUUCUUUCUGAAACUUGUUCCCUCCACUGAUACUCUAUGCAAAAUGUAUGUACCUUCAUAUGAAUGUCGCAUGUACAAUACCUUAUCAUCCUAGAGGGUACAAGCAAUCACCUGUAAGAUACUGUAAUAUCACCGUACAGGCACUUCUACUGCUGUCUUGUUAUGGUUAUUUCAAUACCUCAUAUUUGGUAAGAUAUUUUUAUUUUUAUCUAGUAUGAUACAAAAAAAACAAACUAUGAACAAUUUAGCAUUUUUCACUCAAGUACUCAAUAUAUAUCAUAACAGUUAAAUGUCAAAUAUGUAAUUUAUAUAUCUUGCAUUUAUUGCAAGUCUCGCUUAAUAAAAAUGCAGCAUUA
This is a messenger RNA of Penaeus chinensis, 6623 nucleotides long. RefSeq lists its product as uncharacterized. Lineage: Eukaryota; Metazoa; Arthropoda; Malacostraca; Decapoda; Penaeidae. Gene Ontology annotation, biological process: cell redox homeostasis; intracellular signal transduction. Gene Ontology annotation, molecular function: electron transfer activity. The coding region runs from base 295 to 1755 and encodes 486 amino acids. The record is from RefSeq and is a predicted model, not a curated record. The transcript is spliced from 9 exons.